This is a messenger RNA of Zea mays, 1462 nucleotides long. RefSeq lists its product as uncharacterized. NCBI's taxonomy places the organism in Eukaryota, Viridiplantae, Streptophyta, Magnoliopsida, Poales, Poaceae. The record is from RefSeq and is marked validated. Bases 287 to 925 code for a protein of 212 amino acids. The transcript is spliced from 3 exons.
AAAACCAAAGCAAAGCAAACCCAGGGCGGCCAGCGGACGGAACCCAAGGCGAAAAGGAAGCCAGCGGAAGCAGCGAAAAGCCCACGCCACCUUCCAAUCCCCCCCAAAUUCCCUUGCAUUCCAUUCCCUUCUUCCCUUCCCACACACCUCCUCCUCCUCCUCCUCCGCGUCUCUUCCCCGGCCCCCACAUCCGUCCCCCCCUCUCUCUCUCUUCGCCGGCCGCCAUUGCGCUCCCGCAUUGCGCCGGGUCCUACCAGUCCAGCGCGGGUCCGUGCCGGCGGCGGGCAUGAUGCCGCGGCGCGUGGCGUCGGUGCCGGUGCCCGACUGGCUGGAGGCGCUGCUGGCCACGCGCUUCUUCCUCGCCUGCGCCGCGCACCCGGCGUCCCCGCGCAACGAGUGCAACAUGUUCUGCCUCGACUGCACGGGCGCGCCGCCGCCGCCGCCGCCGGCCUUCUGCUACUACUGCCGCGCGCACCGACACUCGUCGCACCGCGUCAUCCAGAUAAGGCGGUCCUCCUACCACGACGUCGUCCGCGUGUCGGAGGUGGAGGACGUGCUCGACAUCUCCGGCGUGCAGACCUACGUCAUCAACAGCGCCCGGGUGCUCUUCCUCAACGAGAGGCCCCAGCCGCGCGGCGCCGGCGCGGCCGCGGGCAAGGCCGCCGCGUCCCCCUACAACUGCGAGAUCUGCGGCCGCGCGCUGCUCGACCCCUUCCGCUUCUGCUCGCUCGGAUGCAAGCUGGUGGACACCAAGAGGAGCAACGGCCACGCGGCUAGUUCCGCGGACGGAGGCGGCGGCGGCGGCGGCGCAGCCAGUGGCAAUGACGAGACGACGGAGGCCGGCGGGAGCAAGAACGGCCCGGGGGCGCGGCCGCACGGACGGCGGCGGAAGGGGACCCCACACCGCGCGCCCUUCUGGUCCUGACCCACCACCGGCAAUGGCGAUCGGUCGAGUUACUCCACUAGCGAGCAUCGAGGCAAUCAAGAGAUCGAUAGGGGAAUAAUGGAGGGAGGGGACGAUCGCCGUCUCUCCUCCGCGCCGCCCCGCGCUUCUUCGGUUCGGUUCGGUUUGGUUGUCCUUAUAUAUACGUAAUUAGAAACAGAAAAGCAAAGGAGAGAGAAAAAGAUACUGCCCGCCCAACUAGAGAAAGGAAGGAAGGUUAUAGAUAAACAGAUAGAAAAGCGAGCUGAGGUCGGCACCCUCGCGCGCAUCCCCCCUCAACCACCGGAGGGAGGGAGAGAGGGAGCCGGCCCGGGGCCGCGCGCUCGCUGGACUGCAGUAAGCAACUUGUCUGUCCCCAUCCCUCUCUCACCAUACCAUGGCGCCAUUUGGUACGGUAGGUGUGCAUGAUGGCAUGCCUGAUCAUCUCCUCCUCCUCCUCCUCCUAGUCAUCAUAUUCAUAGAUGAUGCUGGUGAACUUGAGCUAGCAGGAAAUGGAUUUAAUUCUUUCUUUUUUUUUGA